UUCAAUCCUGUUAUCUGUGUCCAUCUAGAUGGCGAGGAGGCUUAGUGUAUUGCAAGCCCUUCUGAUCAUCUUCAUCCUAAUUGUAUUGGCCGUAGAUAUCCUCUUGCUGCUUUUUGUGUUGGAGAAUCCUUCAGAUACUUCAUUUAUUCCGGAGUGCCCAGAAACCCCUGAAUCAGAAAGGAUAGACUGCACCCCUGGCCAGGCGGUGACAGAGGAAGCCUGCAGAUGGUUCCAUCUGUGCUGCUGGAAGUCUGUGCCAGAUACUGAUGUCCCCUGGUGCUUCUUCCCCAGGAACUGGGGCUAUGAAGUCAGCAAUUGGGUUACAAAUACAAGCACAGUGUACACUGCCCAGUUGAGAAGGUUGCCAUCCCCAUCUCUGUUUGGACAUGAUAUAAUCGACACCCUCUUCAGAGCUGAAUAUCAGACAUCCAAUCGUUUUCAUUUUAAGAUCACUGAUUUCAACUACAUGUGCUAUGAAGUCCCCCAUGAAAAUGUUAAGCUGUUUGAUGGGACUGCCGAUACCUCCAAUUUGAGCUAUCACGUAGAAGUCAUUCAUAAACCCUUCAGCAUCAAAAUAAAGAGGACCAGCAACAAAAGAGUCUUGUUGGACACCGGCCUCGGGCCCCUCCAGUUUGCCCAGCAGUUCCUGCAGCUCUCCAUCUGACUGCCCAGUGCCACCGUGUAUGGGCUGGGAGGACACGUGCACCAGCAGCACGGGCACAACGUGGCCUGGAGGACCUGACCCAUCUUCAGCCGGGAUGCCGCUCCCACCGAGGGCAUGAUUAAUCUGUACGGAGCUCACACAUUCUUCUUGUGCCUUGAAGACACCCGUGGCUCCUCUUUCGGGCUUUUACUGAUGAACAGUAACCCUAUGGGUGGGAAGCAUCUUUUUCUCUUGGAUGUCCAGUACUCUGACAUAGACUACAUGGAUGGAAAGAAGGAUUUCACUAUUGAUGGAGUGGCUUUCCAUGGUCUCUCAGAUUUUGCCAACGAGUUACAUAAAUAUGGACUGAAAUACGUAAUUAUUAUGAAUCCUGGCAUCUUAAAUAACAUUGACUACCAGCCUUAUGUGAAUGGAAGUAAAAGGAGAGUGUGGAUCUUGGGGGGCAAAGCCUUUGUCGUUGGACAGGGGUAUCCUGGAUGGACAGUUUUUCCUGAUUUCACUAAUCCAGUUAGUACUGAGUGGUGGAGAGAGCAGUUCAGUGAAUUUUAUAAAGCUCUGGAAUUUGAUGGAGUGUGGAUUGAAAUGGAUGAAGUAUCUAGCUUUUUCCAAAAUUCUGAUCAUGAGUGUGAAAUAAACAACUUGAACUUUCCUCCUUUCAUUCCUCGAGUUCUGGACGGCUUGCUUUUUGCAAGAACCCUCUGCAUGGACACAGAGUUUCAAGGGGGCUUUCACUAUGAUGUCCACAGCUUGUAUGGCUACACCACAGCAAGAGCCACAGACUCGGCCAUGGAGAAUAUCUUCCCCAAGAAAAGAAAAUUCAUCUUAUCCCGUUCUACUUUUGCUGGAUCUGGCAGAUAUGCUGCUCAUUGGCUGGGGGACAGUGCAGCCUGAUGGGAUGAUCUCCGAUGGUCCAUCCCCGGUAUCCUGGAGUUCAACCUAUUUGGCAUCCCCAUGGUAGGUGCCAACAUCUGUGGUUAUACAGAAAAUGUCACAGAGGAACUCUGCAGAAGGUGGAUGCAGCUUGGAGCAUUUUAUCGACUAUCGAGGAAUCACAAUGGGCCUGGGUUCAGGGACCAAGAUCCUGCUGCCUUUAGUGAAAACAACUGUAUGCUGUUGAAUUCCUCCAGACACUAUCUGAACAUCCGCUACACCCUGCUACCCUAUCUCUACACCCUUUUCUACCGAGCUCACACCCUGGGGGAGACCGUAGCAAGGCCCCUCGUCCAUGAGUUCUACCAGGACCCAGCUACCUUGGAGGUACACGAGCAGUUCCUCUGGGGGCCUGGACUCCUCAUCACGCCUGUUUUAUACAAAGGUGUGGACCACACAAAAGCACAUAUACCGGCCGCCAUCUGGUAUGACUAUGAAACGGGAGUAGCCAUAGAAUGGAGGAAACAAUUUGUGGAGAUGCUACUGCCAGGUGAUAAGAUAGGACUUCACCUGUGAGGGGGCUACAUCUUUCCCACCCAGCAACCAAACACAACCACAGAGACCAGUCGGAAGAAUACCGCGGGACUCAUCAUUGCCUUGGACUAUAAGAGAGAAGCAAAGGGAGAGCUGUACUGGGAUGAUGGUGUCUGUAAAGAUGGUGUAACUAAAAAGAAUUAUAUUCUGUAUGAUUUUUCUGUCACCUCUAACCAUCUACAGGCAAAGAUUAUAAAUGAUAAUUAUAUGGGCCCCAACAACCUCACAUUUACAGGUAUCAUAAUCUUGGGAAUGGACAAGGAACCUACUAAUUUUACUGUGUUCCUUAAUAAUGCUGCCACCUCCAUUUCAAAUGUUGUCUACACUCAUUCAACAAAGGGGGUGAGCAUCACUGAUCUUGAGGGACUGGUACUGGGACAAGAAUUCUCCAUUGAGUGGAAUCUUCCAGUCAGUGACCUACCGAAGUCCAGCUGCUGCCCUGAGGAGCCCACUGUCUCCGAGGAGAGUUGCGGGCAGCGGGGGUGCCUUUGGGAGCCCUCAACUGUUCCUGGCGUGCCCACCUGUUUCCACGACACCAUCCCUAAUUAUGCUGCCAAUAACAUUCAGUACCUGCCUAUGGGCAUCACCAUAGACCUCACCCACCUGAUGGCCCCUGAAUCAGCACGAACCAUCGGCUUUCUCCGCCUGAACGUGACCUACCACACAGAAAACAUGCUGCAGUUCAACAUCUAUGACCCCGCUAAUAAAAGGUAUGAGGUCCCAGUGCCUCUGAACACCCCUCCCUCUCCAGUUGGCUCCCCUGAAAACUGUCUGUAUGAUGUCAAGAUUCAGAACAAUCCUUUUGGGAUCCAGAUUCGACGAAAAAGCUCCAGCACUGCGAUUUGGGACUCCCAGCUCCCCGGCUUCACCUUCAAUGACAUGUUCCUUUCCAUCUCUACACGCCUCCCCUCUCAGUACCUCUAUGGCUUUGGGGAAACUGAACACACAACUUUCAGAAGAAACAUAAGCUGAAACAUGUGGGGAAUGUUUGCCCGAGAUGAGCCACCAGCGUACAAAAAGAAUUCCUGUGGUGUCCACCCCUACUACAUGGCACUGGAGGAGGAUGGCAAUGCCCAUGGAGUGCUCCUGUUGAACAGUAAUGCCGUGGAUGUGUCAUUCCAGCCUACUCCUGCCUUGACAUACCACACCACAGGAGGGAUUUUGGACUUUUAUAUGGUUUGGGCGCCAACCCCUGAGCUUGUGACUCAGCAAUAGAUGGAGUUGAUUGGUCGGCCAGCAAUGAUUCCCUACUGGGCCCUGGGAUUCCAGCUGAGUCGCUAUGGAUACCAGAAUGAUGCUGAAAUCUCCAAUUUGUAUAAUGCAAUGAUGGCAGCUCAGAUUCCCUAUCAUGUCCAGCAUGUAGACAUCGAUUACAUGGACCGGAAGCUGGACUUCACCCUCAGCCCCAGCUUUCAAAAUCUUGGCCUCAUGAUUGAGCAAAUGAAGAAAAAUGGCAUGAGAUUUGUUCUCAUUCUGGAUCCAGCCAUUUCUGGCAAUGAGACCCAGUAUCUCCCAUUCACCAGAGGGCAGGAAAACAACGUGUUCAUCAAAUGGCCAGACAACAGUGAUAUUGUCUGGGGAAAGGUUUGGACAGAUCUGCCCAAUGUGAAUGUGGAUGGAUCCCUUGACCAUGAAACUCAGGUUAAGCUGUACAGAGCCCACGUUGCUUUUCCUGACUUCUUGCGGAAUAGCACGGCUGCCUGAUGGAAGAAGGAAAUAGAAGAGUUCUACAGAAACCCUCGAGAGCCAGAGAAGAGCCUGAAGUUUGAUGGACUGUGGAUUGACAUGAAUGAACCAUCCAACUUGGUGAGUGGAUCUGUCAGGGGCUGCAGUGAUGACAUUCUUAAUAAUCCACCUUAUGUGCCACAUUUGGAGUCCAGGGACAGGGGCCUGAGCAGCAAGACCCUGUGCACGGAGAGUCAGCAGCUCCUGCCUGACGGCUCCCCGGUGUGGCACUACGACGUGCACAGCCUGUACGGGUGGGCCCAGACCAGACCCACGUGCGAAGCUGUACAGGAGGUGACGGGACAGCAAGGGAUCGUCAUCACUCACUCCACUUUCCCCUCUUCUGGCCGCUGGGGAGCACACUGGCUGGGUGACAGCAUGGCCGCGUGGGACCCGCUGAAGAAAUCUAUCAUUGGCAUGAUGGAGUUCAGUCUCUUUGGAAUCUCUUAUACAGGAGCAGACAUUUGCGGAUUCUUUGGAGAUGCUGAGUAUGAGAUGUGUGUUCGCUGGAUGCAGCUGGGGGCGUUUUAUCCAUCUUCUGUGAACCACAACACAUUCGGGACAAGGAGACAAGAUCCUGUGGCCUGGGACUCAAACUUUGAGAUGUUCUCAAGAAAAGUCCUCCAGACCAGAUACACCCUGCUGCCUUACCUCUAUACUCUGAUGCAUAAAGCUCACGUUGAGGGCAGCGCUGUUGUCUGACCCCUUCUCCAUGAGUUUACAGAAGAUCGCACAACAUGGGAUAUAGACCAUCAGUUCAUGCUGGGCCCUGCCAUCUUAAUCAGCCCCGUGCUGGAAAAUAACACUUUUCAGGUCUAUGCUUAUUUUCCCAGAGCCCGUUGGUAUGACUAUAGCACAGAAUCUGGCAAUGAAUCGGCCGGUGAGUGGAAAAUCCUGGAGGCUCCCCUUGACCAUAUCAACCUUCAUAUCAGAGGAGGCUACAUCGUGCCUUGGCAAGAACCUGCGAUGAACACUCACUCCAGCCGACAAAAAUAUAUGGGAUUGAUUGUUGCUUUGGAUGACAAUGGGAGAGCUGAAGGUCAGCUGUUCUGGGAUGAUGGACAAAGCAUUGAUACCUAUGAAAAUAGAAACUAUUUCUUGGCAAACUUUAUAGCAGCUCAGAUUUAA
Messenger RNA from Eubalaena glacialis (North Atlantic right whale), 4981 nucleotides. RefSeq names its product maltase-glucoamylase 2 (putative) (gene MGAM2). Lineage: Eukaryota; Metazoa; Chordata; Mammalia; Artiodactyla; Balaenidae. Gene Ontology annotation, biological process: carbohydrate metabolic process. Gene Ontology annotation, molecular function: alpha-1,4-glucosidase activity; carbohydrate binding. The record is from RefSeq and is a predicted model, not a curated record.